GCCUUGAUUAGAUGAAAUUUCAAAAGCACUAAGGCGAGAGUGCAGCCAUUAAGCAGUGCGAACCUGCCCAUGGACAGGAUGGAGAGAGAUAAUGUUGAUCGCCAGGUGUGAGCAAUGAAGCGGUGUGUUAGACGUAUGGCUUUGAAGCGAUGGAUCGCCAAUGAGGAAACACUUCAGUCAUUGUCUCUGAUUGUAAGACCGAGGUCAGAGGUACGGAGGAUCGUGGGGAGAGACAGAAGUGUCUGAUGGAGCGGUCUUGGUCGAGAAGCACGCGGCCACUGGGGCUAUUCAUCUCCGCAGCCCGUCACUCUCCUUCUCCCAGUCCCCUCCCGCCGGUCGCAGCUGCUUGAGAUUCUGCUUGUGUGUGGCCGUGUGUGCGUGACGGUGUGAGCAUGUGGCCCGAGAGCUAGUCGGAUGCACGGGAGAGUCCCAGUCCCGUAAGGAUCGAGCAGGAGCGGAGUCCGCCACGCCGACUCAUCCAGCCACCACCGCCACCACUGCCUCCAUGACUCCGGGCACAUGGCCAACCAUUGCACUCGGAUUAUAUUACAUGCUAGCAUCAGCUCUCCUUGCAUCCCAGGCUCAAGGAUUGCAGUGCUAUGGCUGCAAUAUCAUCCAAGGCCAGAGAUACGUGGAUGUGGGCUGCUCCAAGCCAGAGAUCAUCACCUGCUCUCACGCCCACAAAGGAUUUAAACACCGCUUCUGCAUCAAGACAGAGAGCACGGCCCUCGGCAUCCUGCUCACCAGCGGUUGCGCCACCGCACAGCACUGCCACCAGAAAGAGCUGCCGGGAGUGCGCAUCCAUUGCUGUGACUCUGACCUGUGCAACAGCGCCCCCCGGUGGCAGAUGAGCUUCUACACACUGUCCACUGUGCUGCUGCUGUGGUGGCAGGUGUGAGGACGGAGACGGGUCCCCUCGAACACCCCCACAGGGGGCUUCCUGUCUGUCCUCAGAACGUCACUGUGGGUCCAGGUGGACAUGUUUGGAAGAGGAGCAGGAAUAUGAAUUUACUGUUUGCUGGAGGCUUUUCACACAAUUCAAGAAUUAGCCCCAAAAUACUACUGAAUAAAACAGAACAUCAGAGAUCAAGGUUAGCUGUUUUAAAAUUGCUAAUGUUAUUCUCCAUAUGAAAUAUGGAGCAAUUCAUAUUUGAAGACAAACACAGACAUUGUGUGAAUACAUUCUGGCUGGUGGAGCUGCUGAUUUCAACAUUCAUCCUUCUGCAGUAUUUACAAUAAUUAUGUGAAUGAUAAUAUCUACAGAACAAACGUUUCUGAAAACAAUGUUUCUUCAUGUACAUGUAUGGGUGUGUUUACAUAAAGGAAUGAGUUUAGCUCCAUUGUUUUAGUGUACAGUACCAUAUUAAUUAUCAGCUGUACUUACUAACGCUUGUUCAAUAUUUUAUUACACUCUUGGUAUGUUAAUCUUGGUUGAACGCUGGCUGUUGUUCUUUUCUACCAUUUAAAUCGUACUAGUGUUAUCAAUUCAGUUUUCUAACCUAUGUAUAACCUAUCUCACCAAUCAAUCAAAUCAAAUAAUUUCUUGGCUCUAAAUACAACAUCAAGAACUGACAAAAUUCCAGUUCAGUGACGUGACUGAGUUUCUAGUCAGAGAUUAUGCAGCACAGUGACGCUAAAGGUCUUUAUAAAGGUACCGAAUUUGGGCUUUAUUAAUAGAUGCAUUAAUUUUAUUCAUUCACAGAGCAGUGCCAAGUAGUUUUGGGACAAAAUGCCCUCUGGAAGGACAGACAUCCAUGUUAUUUUUAUUUCAUAGGUUAGAUAACAAAAAUGUUUCUUACAAAUUUAGUCGGGUAUCUAAAAAACCUUAAACAUUGUACCGGUCACAAUAAUGAAAAACAAACUCCUGCUAAAUAAACAAGCUAAAAAAUGUUGCGUUUUCCUUCCUUUUUCAUUAAUCCAGCCAGGUUCUCAUUUUUGUGUUUGUAUUAAACAAGGACAAUGGAUUAAAGAUCUGUGGUUUAAGUGCAGAUGCUUCCAGCUCUCUAUUCUCUAUGCCCCUCUCCUCAAACCUUCAUUAGUGACAGACGGCAUCGUUAAUGGCUGCACACGUUCCAUCUUUCAGCAUCAUAAGACACAGUUUUGUCAGUUUCCCAAUAUGAGUAAUUUUUAAAGACAAAAAUGUGCCUGUUGUCAUAACAGCACAAGCACUAAAAAUAAAAUCUUUCCCUUUAUGUCUUAAAAAGUGACAUUUUAAUUAGUUUAUUAUUUAAUGGCGGCAAAUGGAUUUUUAUUUCAUUUCAAAAUAAUGAAGGUGAUUCUGUACUACAUCGGUAAUAUGAAAGAUUAUAACAAAAAAAGCUUCAUUAAUAAUGAACCUAUGUGACAUAUGCAGAGGAUAAUAACGCAUAAUCUAGAAACUGUUUGUUCAUAAAUAAUAAAUCUUUACAUAACUACAUUUUUCAGCAUCAAGUUUCAUUCAA
This is a messenger RNA of Brienomyrus brachyistius, 2441 nucleotides long. RefSeq lists its product as uncharacterized. The transcript is spliced from 3 exons. The record is from RefSeq and is a predicted model, not a curated record. Lineage: Eukaryota; Metazoa; Chordata; Actinopteri; Osteoglossiformes; Mormyridae. The coding region runs from base 506 to 898 and encodes 130 amino acids.